AUGUCUUUUCAGGCCCUUCCUCCAGAGAUCAUUUCCUUGGUUGUUCGCUUCGUUGCUGACGUCCAUCCUCUCAGUGUCUUUCGCCUGCUGCGAGUCAACAAGCGAUGCUUCGCCUUAGCUCUGUCAGUAGCAAAGUCACUCGUCUUCCAUACAAUCCGCUUGCAAUUUUGUCACCGUGAACGCAUUGACCAUCAAGUCGCAACGGUCUGCGCGAAGUUGCAAAAGGCUGAUGCCUUUCCUUAUGUCAGGCGGCUGAUCAUUGAGGGCUUUCUCGCGCAAGAUCCCCCUGAAGUGGACUAUGAUGACGAGUGGUUUCCAGCCCCAGUCUCACGUUUCUCACCGUUAAAUCGCGAUCCGCGAGAUGCGUAUGAUUUUGAAGAGGAGCUCGACGGCACAGGAUUGGACGUAUGUUGUCGCGACAGAGACAUUGACUAUGAAUGUUGGGGAAGUGUCGCGGAGUUGAUUAAGAGACUCCCUGCCCUUGACAACCUUCAUCAUUUGCACUACGAACAGUUUCCCCCUUGCCUGCUUCAGGCACUGCAUCAAUACCGACCUGAGUGCAGACUGCAUUUGCAUUCAUUCGUGCUGCGGAGUAUAUGGAAGCCUACCGCUGAGGAACAUGAAUAUUGCCUAGUCACCUCGCCGUCUCUGCAUAGUAUCACUCCCUACUAUGUCACAUCGAGACCAGAAGGUAUUUGGCAGAAGCAAAGCUUCGUGCGAAUCCUGGGCCUCGCCCCCAACUUGAAAGUGAUAUAUCCAAGGGCAGACGAUGGUUCCUAUAAUGCGUCAGGAGCCGGAAUGACCAAAUUGACACGAAACCCAGGCGACGAACAUCCAGCCGCAAUAGAAUGUCUUCGAGUCAAACACUCCUACUACCCCAUGCUUGCUGCUGCACUGGAGGAAUGGGCUCCGUACAUUGAUUUCUCCACCGUGCAGAUUCUUGACCUGGGGUCAUCCAUCCAGGGAGAAGCUCUCGCAGCCUGGUCAGACCAUCUUCAUUUCCCGGCCCUUCGAACGUUGCGCUUGUUCCUUGGUACUAAAGAGGGUGGAGUAGAACAAGCACCUGAAUUUUACCCGCAAGCAACAAGAUUUCUCCAGAGCCUGCCGUCACUAUCAGAGAUCUACCUGAUUGCAUGGCACUCACAGCUGUCCAUAGGGGCGUUAGCGAAGCAUCACGGACCUCGUUUACGCAAGCUGUCUGUGGCCGGUCUGCCCUGGCAAUGUUUCAGCGAGCACGAUAUCCUCCAGCUCGGCAGAUAUUGCCCUCUACUGGAGAAGAUGAGCAUCCCUAUCCGCCGUACCCAAGGAGACGCCCGGGAAGUGGCUCUCUACAAGGCGUUGGGCACAAUCAGAAACCUGAAGUUCCUCGACCUGACAUUGGACGUCUCUGAUCCGACCUUGUACCAGGAGGCUUCCAUUGACCCGGACUGGGACGACUUUGACAAUCAAUACACCAAGGAAGAUCUUGGAGGUAUCAACCAGAGCCGCAACGGACACAUCCGGAACCUUCUGGUCAAUACCCUCAUUGACGAACCUCUUGCGUCCUCGAUCUUCGAGGUCAUUUCGACUGCAAAAUCCCACGACGCACCAGCCCUCGAGCGGCUGACCUUAUCAAUACAAGGGCAGGCUGUCCCGCGCUACCGUCCGCAAUGCUGGUUCUCUUAUCUUGUGAGGUUCUUCGCUUCGGAGUGGACCAUCCAUCGCGAUAUCCGCUACGAGCACCGGGACAGAUAG
Aspergillus udagawae is the source of this 1734-nucleotide messenger RNA. RefSeq lists its product as uncharacterized. The transcript is spliced from 2 exons. The record is from RefSeq and is a predicted model, not a curated record. NCBI's taxonomy places the organism in Eukaryota, Fungi, Ascomycota, Eurotiomycetes, Eurotiales, Aspergillaceae. The coding region runs from base 1 to 1734 and encodes 577 amino acids.